Molecule: messenger RNA, 195 nt
Organism: Menidia menidia (Atlantic silverside)
Lineage: Eukaryota; Metazoa; Chordata; Actinopteri; Atheriniformes; Atherinopsidae
Source: the annotation of a GenBank genome assembly
AUGAAGAAACACCUGAGCCCCACGAAACAACAACAGCAGCAACAGCCGCCUCCGCCGGCUGACGUCCCGGCUCCGGGCUGCGAGGUGAACGUCGAGCAACUCAACGAGCUCCUGUCAGACGGCAGCGGCUUCUACAACCUGCCGACACAACACUUCAACGAGGUCUACCCGAGAAUUUACAUCGGCAACGCGUGA